Messenger RNA from Mugil cephalus (flathead mullet), 5246 nucleotides. It is a transcript of the gene ca5a, whose product is annotated as carbonic anhydrase Va. Gene Ontology annotation, cellular component: cytoplasm; mitochondrion. The record is from RefSeq and is a predicted model, not a curated record. The coding region runs from base 367 to 1311 and encodes 314 amino acids. Gene Ontology annotation, molecular function: zinc ion binding; carbonate dehydratase activity. The transcript is spliced from 7 exons. Lineage: Eukaryota; Metazoa; Chordata; Actinopteri; Mugiliformes; Mugilidae.
UCAGUGAUACAGUCCCGUAACCGCAACCGUGUCUCUCAUCUUUUUUAUCUCAAGGGACGAGGGGACGGUGUUUUUUUUUUUUUCGCCGGCAACAGCGCUUUUUAAUGGGGUCAAACCGACGCCACUCUUCGGGAUAAUUAAACGUCAAACGCCUAUUUUGCCUUUGAAUGUGUGUACAAAACGAAGACAUUUAAUAACGCGCCUCCAGGGAAACGGCUCCGGACCAGCUGACACGUUGUUUUGAACUUUUGAAGGGCUUAAAAAGCUCAAAAACGCCACCUCGACCCGAUAAAAAACAACACGACAAGACAAGGAGCCGUGUCGCGGUGGUUUACGGUGUAGCUGGUAGCGUUUAGCCCGAGCAUUAUGGUGACUUUGUCGGUAAUUAGACCCCUGGUUUCCCAGCUUCGCCUCCAGCUCGCCAGGCACGGCAGGAGUCACCGGAUCACCCCGGUCAGAAGAUGCAACCUCACGGCAUGUUCGAGCAAAUAUGUGCUGUCUCAGAUGCAUCCCAUGUGGCAGGGACCCCUCGCGGUACCAGGAGGUGAUCGUCAGUCUCCCAUAGACAUCGUGGUGCGGAAGAGCGUCUACGACUCGGAGCUGAAGCCCCUGGUCACUGACUAUGACCCGAACACCUGCCAGCAAAUCUGGAACAACGGUUACUCCUUCCUGGUCGAGUACGACGACACUCAAGACAAGUCCAUGCUGAAAGGGGGGCCUCUGCAAGACAAGUUCAGGCUGUGCCAGUUCCACUUCCACUGGGGCGAGACCAACACCUGGGGGUCAGAGCACACCGUGGACAGGAGGCUGUUCCCUGCAGAGCUCCACUUGGUCCACUGGAACUCAGACAAAUACAGUCUGUUUGAGGAGGCAGUGAUGGAAGACAAUGGCCUGGCUGUUAUUGGGGUUUUUCUCAAGGUGGGAAAGAGACACGAGGGGCUUCAGAAGCUGGUGGACGCUCUGCCUGCAAUCAGACACAAGGACAGUGUCGUAGAGUUUACUCGGUUCGACCCCGCCAGCCUGUUACCCUCCAACAUCGACGACUACUGGACGUACCACGGCUCUCUGACCACACCUCCCCUGACAGAGUCUGUCACCUGGAUCGUUAUGAAGCAGCACAUAGAAGUCAGCCAUGACCAGCUGGCCGUCUUCCGGAGCCUCCUGUUCACCUCGGCUGAGGAGGAAGUGCAGAAGAGCAUGGUGAACAACUUUCGUGUGCAGCAGCCUCUCCGGGGUCGAACCGUCCGCUCCUCCUUCACGCCCUUCCUCCACGAGGCGCCGUCAGCCGAAGGCAACAAUCACACCCACUGAUGCUGCUGCACCCAGAAACACACAACGGUGACCACAAUGUUCCUCAGAUGUAUUUUUAAACCAUGACGAACGUGCUUGUUUUUUUUUUCAAUACAAUUAUUAUUUUAUGAGGGUUUUACACAGAGUUAUGUGAGGAGAGACCGGUUUCAGGUUUUUAUUUUCUUUCAUGUUUGGUAGUGCUGCUGCAGACCAAUAACCAAUAAGGGAUGGGGUUGCUGUGGGGAAGGUCUGUAGAUUUACUGGUUUUAUUCAUAUUUAUUUUUUCAUUCAUACAGUUUAUUCAGAUACUGUACAAGAGCUUUUACCUUCAGCUCAGUCGCUUCUACACCCGAGAGCUCUCCGAUCUCCUGGCGAAGGAGGUCGGAGCUGCUGUCAGUUUACAGCACAACGCCCUGGAGAUUUAGAUUUUAUUAAAGAGGUUACGUGUCUCCGGUAAAAUACAUAAUAUAUUUGAAAUCAUCAAGAGUUUUAUACCACAAUGUCACUUUUUUAAAGACAAAAAUCCUGUAAUGUCGUUGGAUCUUUGGAUUUCUUGUUCAGUAUCGGUAGCAUUAAUGUUUUCUGUUACAGAGAUUAUACUGUGUGGAGUAUCAUCUGAAACCUUUGUUUGAUUCAAACAUCCUUCCAGCUGAGCUCAGACUACAGGAGUCUAAAAGUUUAAAUGAUAUCAAGUUGUGUCACAUACUUAAGGAGAAUCUGAACAGACGAUUUUCUCUCUAAUCUUAAACCUAUUGUUUAAGUUGUUUUUCCGGAUCAGCGAGCAUUGACGUAAACAAAAGCGUAUCAUACUGCUGUAAAUCUAUCGGUUGCAUAAACUGUUUCCUUAUUUUAGUUCCAGUGCAGUACGUGGCACCUGUAACCUGAUUUAAUCAUACACUAAAUAGAAAAAGUGCAAUGAGAAAAUCUCAUCUGUUCUUCAUUUCGUGCUGUAUGUGUGACUUAAUAACAGAGCUAAUAAUCUUUAUUGGACAACACCAUCAGCUGCUCCGUGUCCUAGUAAACUCUUUUCUCUCAUGAUUAUUUUGAACUUUGAGAGAUUUUAACAUAAAACAGCCUCGGUUGGUGUACGGGUAGGUUUAAGGGCUGAUGAACUUGGGCCAAAACUCGAUACAAAACGAUUUCUGUGUCAAUUUCUGCUGAUACUUUGUCCUGAAACUCCUGCAGUCUGAGGUCAGCUUUACUUUUUUUGUUAGUUUUAAAACUCUUCUCAGCCUUGAGUUUUUAUGCCUUGAAAUUGUGUUACAAUAAUGCACAAACAUUACUACAGCGCACACACACACUAAUGAUCAAACUGAACUGAGCCGUUCUGAACUCUUCCAUCUCAAACACUGUAACCACAGUGCCUUAAAUGUUCUGCAUGCUGGUAGUAUUAGAGUAUGACUAGAAUCCACAGUACAUCCUCAAUGACUCAUGGUGGUUGCUCAUGUUAAGGCUUGUAGCAUUUAGGACCAUUAACUCAUUACAGUUUCAAUUUUCACAACUAAACCUUGGAAUGAUCAAACCGGGCUGUAAGAUAGAUGAAGCUGCUGCCUUCAUUCAUCUGUGCCAUUUAGGUAGUUUUCUGUUUUCUCAUGUGUUUCUGCUUUUAAUAGGAGGUUAAACAUGAUCCAGAUUUACUGUUCUCAGAUUAGUAAGUCGUUUACAGUUGCAUAUAUUGUAGCUUGAAUUGCAGACGACCAACCAGACGUCUCCUACUCUAUCCUACGUCUCCUGACUUCCCGUGUUUCUGUCGCUAAGGUAGACUAUAGACUGUAGAAAAAAAUGGCCCACUGUUGGUGAAAGCGAGACUAAAAUUCAUUGAUACGGGUGCAGCCAUUUUUGUGUCAGCUUUGAGCUGGAGUCUGAGCAGCACUGUCAGAGAGUGGAGCCACGACGUUGUAUGAUACACUUGUAUUUUGUUAUUUUGGCAUGAUGAACCAACUAAAACCAAAAUUGACACCUGAACACAUGUCAGCAUUAUAUUAACUACCUAAAAUGACUGAAACCAUCCUUAAAAAAUGUGUUUUAGCUCGGCCAAAGUCCCAUCCAUUAACAUGGAGGGGGUGGAGCUUAUGACCUAUACUGAAUCCAGUCACCAGGGGGAGCUCUACUUGCUUUGGCUUCACUUUAGAGGAGCUGUCAUGGCUCAGCUUUUAAAACAGUCUGUUGAUUACAGACAGAAAAUAGCAGAGGUUCAUUCUCAUAAACAAAUAUUGAAAACCUUUAAGUCUAGAGGAAAUGUUGAGGUGAGACAGCCAACGUUAGCAAUCGUGCUAAUGGUGGCAGACACUGGAAAAGUUACUAGUUUUUCCUAUACGGUUAUUUUCUCUGCUGUAAUUACAAUUUCAACUUUAAAUGCUAACUAAGUUUACAGGUUUUUAAUGUUUUUCUAUGAGAAUGGACUGACCUUUAUUUAACCUAGUGACGUAGUUAAGAACGGGACAUAACAAAGUGCAGGAACCGUCUGAUUGUUGGUCUUCUCAUUGGUUUGCUGUCCACCAAAAGGGUCAGUUAUAAUGCAGAACCUAAUAUUGACUCUUUUUUUAUUAUUAUUAUUAUUAUUAUUUAAAAUGACCGCACAAAAGGCUCUACCUUUGACUGUUCAUAUUCGGAUAAGUCAUUCAGUGGGACCAACCAUAUACCUGUGUCAACAUGCUUGUGUUUGCUUCCACUGAAGCUGCUUGACUUGUACUGGGUGUACCUUAUACAGAGCUCCGGUAGAUCUAAUCUGGAGUAGAGCAAACACUCAAUGGCGCAUUUUCUUACUUAAUCCACAUGUCUGCAUAUGAGGGUUUAGUAACCAAGAGACAAGUUCAUGCAAUGUUGCAUCAUCUAAAGAUAUGACUCACUCCUCCUACUUUGGCUCAUGUCCAGUCUCGACUGUAAGGAAAUAAGAGACGACCUGCAUUUGGUUUCUGACACUUGACUUGAUUUGGAACAGACCAGAAAACGUUUUCGCGUCACGCAUGUGUACUAGAGGCCACGGUUGUCUUUACAAUCCCUGUGUAACAAUGUAUCAUUGAUCUGAAGCUCACAUGAGGUAUCCACCCUCGGCUCUAUCUCCCCAGUAGGUCCCCCAUCGGGGGACGGAUGAAAGACGCUCUGAAUGGGCUUGAACUGAAACGAUGUGAUGUGUACGGAGUGAUGUUAACUUGUUGUGAAGGCUGCAAACCGCCUGGAUGAACACUGAAGGGGAUGAGGUGGCGGGAGAGAGGUUGGAAACAAGUUUGAUUUUAGUUGUUUAGUUAUUUUUUUUCCUCUUCUUGUUCAAUGCAACAAGCAGACAAGGGACCCACCGCUGCCUUCAUCACAUUCAGCUGUAUUUUAAUCAACGACCAUAACCUGCCUUCAUAUCUCAUUGCCUUGUUAAUCACAUAAGAUCUUUUUCAUACCUUUUCUUUUAUUGCAGUGCUGUUAAUAUCAAACAUAUUCUAAUGCAAUUAAUCAGUGGUAAAUGGCUGCCUGAAUGUUCUUUUCUGUCCGAGUCGGAGGCGUUAAGGUGACCUCCUUCAUGCAUCUCAAGGAGUUUAAGACAAAAAAAAAAAAACUUCAUCGUGCAUCUGCCUUUCAUAAAGUGCCGUCAUCUUGCUGUAUGUUGUUUCUUCUUGAAGUUUCGGUGUCGGUGCGUCUCCUGUUGCUCGGUGUGAUGUUUUAGCAGGUGUACGUUAUGUGUACCAUACCACUCUAUGCAGUGCAUAUUUUAGCUGUUUAUUUGUUCUGAGUGACGCCCACAUUCCUGCCCCGGCGGGGAGGGGACGGGGGGCCCUCGGCAUCUCCCCUCCCAGCAUGCCUAGCUCCACCUGGAUGGCUCCUUUGUAUGCAGCCAUGCAGCUGUGCAGCCAGGAGGGGGUUUAGCUCCUGCUCCUCAGGGGAAGAGAUGUUGAAAACCACCUGAUGUAAAGAAAACUGACAUUAAUAGAUGUUAAACAAUAAAGUAAUAUGUCAUGGAAAGAUGA